GUCCUCCUUCUCUCUCCCAACAUUAACUACCGCGCCGGUGUCAACGCGUGUAUCUCUCUUUACAUUCGCCCUCAUGCCAUCUUCUAUCCUCCAUGCUUUCACGACGUAAUAUCCGCGACUCCUCCCUUCUUUCUCCCGGCGGCUACGACGAGGAUGCCGAGUCGCUACGUUCCCCCUCAGAGCAGGACUCUGACUCCGAAGACGACGAAUUCAUCCGCCGAUCCCGUACCACUCUAGAACUCGCGGAACACGAUCGCACCGUCCUAGAUGAUGAAGAGGAAACCGAGAAGCUGUUGACCAGAAGCGGUCCGACUCAUGGUCUUCGCCGCAUUUUUAGUCCAAAUAGCAGCAGUGUCCGGAUUGGGAAGCAAGAACGCAGGCGACAAAGGCGGCAAGCGAGGAGGGACGCACGCAGGCAACGUCUGGGAAAGUCGCGGGAAUCAGCUGAGAUGCUGUUCGAGAUGGAGGAGGGCCACCCGGACGAUGAGAGCUCGCUACUGAGUUCGUCCUCGUCCGAUCUAGACCGUCGACUCAAAGAUUACAAUUCCGUCCCAGUACCGCGUGUCUCGUGGCGCAGACUCAUCUUGAUAUCCUCCGCGCUCCUGGUCCUUUUCUUCAUUCUCUUGUUAGGGGCCUACAAAGCAUCAACAAAAUUCCGAGCCUCGCACUCGACGAAACGUUUCAAGUCCAACGGCACCGCUCUUUUCGCACCCACCACGAUCUUGAUCUCUCUCGAUGGCUUUCGAGCGGAUUUCCUCAAUCGUGGCUUGACCCCGGCUCUCAACUCACUGAUCGCGAACGGUGUUUCUCCGCAAUACAUGCUCCCCAGCUUUCCCAGCGUGACCUUUCCGAACCACUUCACCCUCGUUACAGGAUUGUACCCCGAAAGCCAUGGAAUCGUUGGAAAUACUUUCUGGGAUCCAGAGAUGGAGGAAGAGUUCUAUUACACCCACCCCAGUGUUAGCAUGCAGCCUAAGUGGUGGAAUGCCGAACCUGUCUGGAUGACAGCCGAGAACCAGGGGGUGAAGACUGCGAUUCAUAUGUGGCCAGGCUCUGAGGCACACAUUGGCGGUGUCGAGCCAACAUUUCUCGAUCACUACAAUGGCUCCGAAGCACUCUCGCGAAAAGUUGAUCGCAUCCUGGGUCUGUUAGAUCUGCCUGGCGUGGAGGACGAGACGCAAUCUGCCCGCCCGCAAUUCAUUGCUGCAUAUGUUCCCAAUGUCGACGCCGAUGGACAUCUGUACGGUCCCAACAGCACAGAAAUCCGAGGAACAAUAGCACGGGUUGACACUAUGCUUGCCGGUCUUCUCACAGGCCUACAAGAUCGCAACUUGACCGAGAUCGUGAAUGUCGUCAUUGUCUCUGACCAUGGAAUGGCAAGCACUGCGACAGAACGAUUGGUGCAGCUGGAAGACUUGAUCGAUUUAAGUCUGGUAGCCCGCAUCGAUGGGUGGCCUUUGCGUGGACUGCGUCCAAAGCGACCAGAAGACUUGGCAGUUCUUCAGAAUCAGCUCGAGAGCGUGGCGUCUAACUACUCUCAUGCCCUAGAAGUCUACACGCGGGAAACUAUGCCCGACCGUUACCAUUUCCAGAAUAACGAUCGUAUCGCGCCUCUCUGGGUGAUCCCAAAAGCAGGGUGGGCAAUUGUCGAACGGCCGGACUUCGACGCUCUUGAGGCUCUGGAAAAGGGAGAAGUCUAUCACCCGAAGGGGAUCCAUGGGUAUGAUCAUGAACAUCCCUUAAUGCGGGCGAUCUUCAUCGCGAGCGGUCCUGCGUUCCCUCAUGAGCCUAACAGCCGAUUGGAUGUCUUUCAAAAUAUCAAUGUCUAUAACUUGAUCUGUGACUCCCUUGGGGUGACGCCGCACCCCAACAAUGGAACCCUUCGUCUCCCUCUGAAGCCGGUGGGCCUGCAUUCUGAUGGGGAUUCACCGGCUCUAGAGGAACCUUCUGAUCCACCGGCAGUCACAGCGACCGUCGUCGAGCCUGUAAAGCCCGUCAAUCCUGUCACUCCUAUCAAGCCAUCGACGACAGCCAUCAGUUACCCCAGCCCCUCACUCUCUGUUGACGCCCCUGUCGAAGAGUCCCCAGAGACGAGCACACAGAGUGAGGACGAAAAUGGACCAACUUGGUGGGGAACUUUAUGGGAAAAACUAGAAGAGGCGAAGGAUUGGGCGACUGAUGUGUUUGACACAGUCAAAGACAACUUUGUGUCGGGUUCGUCAUAGAGGAUGAUUCCCGUUAGUAUACUACAUACAUACAUACACCAUCUAAUAAUUCGAGAUACCCAC
Molecule: messenger RNA, 2288 nt
Organism: Aspergillus homomorphus CBS 101889
Lineage: Eukaryota; Fungi; Ascomycota; Eurotiomycetes; Eurotiales; Aspergillaceae
Product: alkaline phosphatase family protein
Exons: 3
Coding region: 93-2225 (710 amino acids)
Biological process (GO): nucleoside triphosphate metabolic process
Molecular function (GO): ribonucleoside triphosphate phosphatase activity; nucleoside triphosphate diphosphatase activity
Source: RefSeq, a predicted model, not a curated record